AUGGCGCAAAACCCGAGCCUCCAAUCCACGCCCUCCCAGGCUCAAUCUGGGACCGCACCAGACGUCACCACCUGGAAGCUCUUUACCGAUAGAUUCGUCAUCCUCCACUCCAACGCAGAAACGAUCCUCCAACUCACGCCCCCGUCACUCAUUUUCUCUCAGCAUGACGCAGAGAUCGUGCAUGCGGCGAUGAUGCUAGAAGCUAAGAUCUGUCCCGGUCAGGCGCCGGAUAUCGUCAAGCAUGCAUUCGUACGCUGGGCUUGGAACAUCACGCCCGAGGGGGAGUUGAAGGAGGUGCCGCAUUUGACGGUCGAGGACAGGGAGCUGUGGUAUCAGCUGAUGGGGUCGAAGACGGUGCUGAGUGAGAUUCCAGAGUGCUUUCGGAGGAAUAUGAUGGCUCUUCCGGCUCCUCUUCUUAGGAAGCGGGGAGUAGAUGAGGAGGGGCGGGGUGAUGGGAGGGAGAAGCGGGCGAGGAUUAUGGAGCCGGCCCAGCAGGAUACAUCUGAGGAAAUGUUCACGGAAUCCCAAACGAGGAAGGAGCAAGCGCCUAUCAAGCAGAUAGCCGACAUAAAGAAGCAAGUCCAAGAGAUCAUCACAGGAAGGAAGAAGCUCGAUUCACAGCUGCAGGAAAUUGCUCAGCUGAAAGAACAAAUUCUCAAGAUGCAAGCCUGGCAGGAAGGUAAAGCCGACAUCCUCCGCUUCGCCCUUCUCACGAUCGCCUACUUGGUAUUGAACCGAGAAAAUGAAAACCUCAGCGACGAUGCAAACGUCAAGUUGCUGGAAUUCCUCCAGAAGGAGCUUGUCUGCAUCAAGCGAACUGGCGACUUUUCCCGCGAAAAGGCCGAGAAAAUGGUGAGAUACCUCAUCCUGGAGGAGGAUUGGUUGGAGAGCGAGACGACCGAGGAAUGGCAAAAGGCGUUGGAGAAGUUCAACCAGAAGCUGGAGAUCUAG
Messenger RNA from Trematosphaeria pertusa, 951 nucleotides. RefSeq lists its product as uncharacterized. The record is from RefSeq and is a predicted model, not a curated record. The transcript has 4 exons. Bases 1 to 951 code for a protein of 316 amino acids. Lineage: Eukaryota; Fungi; Ascomycota; Dothideomycetes; Pleosporales; Trematosphaeriaceae.